Periophthalmus magnuspinnatus is the source of this 2870-nucleotide messenger RNA. It is a transcript of the gene ccdc50a, whose product is annotated as coiled-coil domain containing 50a. Gene Ontology annotation, cellular component: cytoplasm. Bases 285 to 1259 code for a protein of 324 amino acids. NCBI's taxonomy places the organism in Eukaryota, Metazoa, Chordata, Actinopteri, Gobiiformes, Gobiidae. Gene Ontology annotation, molecular function: ubiquitin protein ligase binding. The transcript is spliced from 11 exons. The record is from RefSeq and is a predicted model, not a curated record.
AGAGCAGUCCGGAUUGUGUGUCGAGGUGCACGUGUGUUGGCAUCGGCGGAGGCGGAGGAGGAGGAUGCUCGUAGACAGCCCGACACGAGCCGCAGCCGAGCACUACAGCACCGAGCCGUGUAGCGACACAAGGGCCAGCGAAACUAAUCUGCAGGCCCGUCCAGCGAACAAGCAUCAAUCGUUUUUAUGAGCAAAACCGAUCAAUCAGGUCGCGGUUAACCUUCGGAAAAACGCGGAAGUGUAAUUCACCGUCAGCGCUGUUUUGACUUAUUAUCCGUGACAACAUGGCUGAAUGUAAUGUUAGCAUUGACCAGAAAAACCUGCCUGGAGUCAAAGAGGUGUGCCGUGACUUUGCUGUGCUUGAGGACCACAGCCUGGCAUACAACCUCCAAGAGCAAGAAAUUGAGAGCCACUUGGCCUCGAAUGUCCACAAGAGCCGUCUGGUGCAACAGGAUCUGCAGGUGGCCAAGAGACUUCAAGAGGAAGAGGAUCUGAGAGCAAAAGCUCAGAGCAGGAGGCUACAGACUGAUAUUGAGCGUCAAGACACUGAAAUUGCCCAUGAGAUUCAGGAAGAACUGGUCCGACAGGCCGAGCAGCAGCGACAGCAAGAAGAGAAGGAUGCUGCCAUAGCUCGAAAACUCCACGAGAAGGAGAUAAAAGAGGAGAGGAAGAGGCAGAAGCAGCUGGAAACUAACUUUGAUGAUGAAUACUUUGAGGAUCAAGGAGGCAGUGGAGAGGUGGUGGCAGAAACUGAUUACAGAUUGACUGAAGCCACAAAGGGACUGACCAAACUGGACAUCCAUGAGCAGGAGCUGAAGGACCGAGAAGUGGCCAGGAAACUCCAGGAGGAAGAGCUCAAGACAAACAGUACAAUUUCACGUGCCGCUCAAGUUGCACAGGAUGAAGAGAUUGCUCGCCUGCUAAUGGAACAAGAGAAGAAAGAGUACAAAAAACAGCGUGAGAGAGAGAAAGAGAGACAACGGGAGAAGGAGAGAGAGAGAGACAGAAUGGCAGUUGAGAGAAAGAGACACGAAGCAGAGUAUAGGCCAAAUUCAGAGGAAGUAGUUCGACCAAGAACACGAGACGAAUAUGAAUACCAGAGACAGAAGAACCACAACAAACCUGUCAGGCCUCCUCAGCCUCGACCGCAUGAGUAUGCAAAUGUAAAUCCUGCUUACAGCUAUCCAGAUCAGCCCCUCCCUCCUCGGGCCCCCACCAGACCUGAGCCUACGUCCAGAGGUGCCUAUUACAAGCGGUGACUCAGGCUCUUGCCCAGACAUGCCGUCAGUUCUGCCCCUUAUUGUAUUCAACUGUUUCCUCGCCAUCUACUCACAUGCUUGACCAAAAGUCUGGGGACAAUCUCAUGUGGUGGCAGUGGGACAGUAGUUUUCAUCAAAAGUAGAAUUAAAUCGAGGGGGUCUCUGUACAUUCUUUUUAAUUUUGUGCAUUUUUAUAAAAAUAAAUUAUACAUUUUUAUGGAGGAUUGAAUGAGGCAUCUAUAACGAAUAGACUUCCACCAUUCCUUUUUGUCGAGUAUUAUUUGUUUAUUUGUGAGUUUUUGAUUUCAUGGGAUGUGCCUCUUUUCUCCAACAUGGCUGCCUUGUUGUCUUAACAACCACGGCAGCUUCUUGUACAGGCCAUAACCAUGUGCCAUUUAGUCCACUUGGAUAGACUUUCUUACUCACACAGUUUGAUUUUAAAGGUGCUGGCUGUGUAGGCAUUGACCAGUGCUGGAAUGUGGGGCAUUACAAACAUCAUUGGUCUGUGAGGGCUCUGUCUGUUAGUAUGUGCAUGCUUAUUGAAACUGUACAACUGUGUACAUGCAUUUCAGCUCUGUUAAUGCACUCUAUUAUUAUUAUAUACAAAGGGCUACAGCCACAAAAGCCAAUAGUCUUAACUUUAUGGAAAAAUAUACUUCUGUUCUGCUAUUACUUCAUAUCAUGCUGUUGUUUACAAACCAAAUCCAGUUUCUGUUUGACACCAGUAUAAAAUGGGAUGCAUGUACAUGACCGUGUGAAAUCUGUUUGUGCCAAAGGCAUAAAUGCAAUGGAGUAGUUGAUCAUGUAUUAUUUAAAUGUAAAUAUCAAAUUCUGUUUUAUUUGUAUUAAUCAUGUCUUUUAAUAUAAAUUAGAUUAUUUUGAUCUUUAAGAUUUAGUCUUUAUUUUUAUUUUGUUGGUCUUCCUGAAAAAAUCCCUCCAACUUUACUUUUGUUUCUUUGUUACAAGUAGGGUUUUACUUCCUGCCUGCUGAGAAAACAAACAUUUGCACAAUAGGGAUAAACAGGGAAGUCAGUCUGGGAUGUGCAGGAAAGGAGUGAAAAUAUAAAAAUGUUUGGUCUUUAUUGUAGAAUUUUCUGUUCAUAUUGAAUAUAAAAUUUAAUUGGAGUUCAGAGCUCUUGUAUUUACUGACACUGAGCAGUCUUACAGAAGUGAAAUGAAUACAUGUCGAUGAAUGGUCUGUACUUUUGGCCCGGUCCAUUGUGAUACAUGUGUGUGCUGAAGACGUGCUGGUGUUUUAUACUGUAUGUGCUAAAUGCUGUUGAAUUCACGGGUUGUGCCAUACGCUUCAUUCAGGGACUGAGGUGAACAUUGUAGUAGUGGCUGUAGCAGAGCUGUCACUCUUAAAGAGCAAGAGUGCUUUCUUUUUUGUUAGAGCGUCACCUAGUGGACACUGUUGAUCAAAGCUGUAAAUUGUGCAUCGGAUGUAAGUGAGUGUAAAGUGUUAUUUUACCCAGAGCUUGUAUGCAAUUUAUACCAUGAACUAUAACAUAAAUGAACAGUGUCACAUUCUGAAACUAGAGUUUAGUGAAAGGAAUUCAGACUCUUGCAUAGCAUCUCAACAUUCAGUAUAAUAAAAUGUAACUGCAUUUA